This is a messenger RNA of Echinops telfairi (small Madagascar hedgehog), 3031 nucleotides long. RefSeq names its product S-phase kinase associated protein 2 (gene SKP2). The transcript has 10 exons. Gene Ontology annotation, molecular function: protein binding. The coding region runs from base 112 to 1386 and encodes 424 amino acids. The record is from RefSeq and is a predicted model, not a curated record. NCBI's taxonomy places the organism in Eukaryota, Metazoa, Chordata, Mammalia, Afrosoricida, Tenrecidae.
GCGGGGCCAGCACUCAGUGGCCGGAGCUGUGCGCGCGCCAAGGCGGGAAUUCCAAAGCUAGCAGCUCUGCAAUUAAUGCACAUCUUUUAAACGCCCGAACUGGUGGACGCCAUGCACAGGAAACACCUCCAGGAAAUUCCUGACCAGAGUAGCAACGUCAGCACCAGCUUCACGUGGGGAUGGGAUUCUGGCAAGACUUCGGAACUGCUGUCAGGCAUGGGGGUCUCUACCCUGGAGAAAGAGGAAGUGGACAGUGAGAAUAUUCCCCAAGAGCUGCUCUCCAGCCUGAGUAACCCACAGAGCCCCCCACGAAAGCGGCUGAAAAGCAAAGCCAGUGACAAGGACUUUGUGAUUGCCCGCAGACCCAAGCUCAAUCGCGAGAGCAUUCCAGGUGUGUCAUGGGACGCCCUCCCAGAUGAGCUGCUCUUGGGGAUCUUCUCCUGUUUGUGUCUCCCUGAGCUCCUGAAAAUCGCCAUCGUUUGUAAGAGGUGGUAUCGCCUCGCGAUUGAUGAGUCCCUGUGGCAGACCCUAGACCUCUCAGGUAAAAGUCUGCACCCAGAUGUGAUUGUCCGGUUGCUGUCUCGAGGGGUGAACGCCUUCCGCUGCCCACGGUCAUUUGUGGACCAACCAUUAGUAGAACAUUUCAGCACUUUCCGCGUCCAGCACAUGGACCUGUCGAACGCUGUGAUCGACGUGGCUACCCUCCGUGGCAUUCUGGCUCAGUGCACCAAGCUGCAGAAUCUAAGUCUGGAAGGCCUACAGCUGUCAGAUCCCAUUGUCCAUAAUCUUGCGCAGAACUCCAAUUUAGUGCGGCUGAACCUUUGUGGGUGUUCUGGGUUCUCCGAAUCGGCCCUGGAGGCUCUGCUAAGCAGCUGUUCCAGACUGGAUGAGCUGAACCUCUCCUGGUGUUCGGACUUCACUGAGAAGCACGUGCAGGUGGCAGUGGCACACAUUUCGGAGACCAUCACCCAGCUGAAUCUUAGCGGCUACCGGAAGAACCUGCAGAAGUCAGACGUCUGUACUUUAAUUAGAAGAUGCCCCAAUCUUGUCCGCCUAGACUUAAGUGACAGCGUCAUGCUCAAGAAUGACUGCUUUCAGGAAUUUCACCAGCUCAUCUACCUCCAACACCUGUCACUCAGUCGCUGCUAUGACAUAAUCCCGGAAACUUUGCUUGAACUUGGAGAAAUCCCCACAUUAAAAACACUACAGGUUUUUGGAAUCGUGCCAGAUGGUACCCUUCAAGUGUUGAAGGAAGCGCUGCCUCAUCUCCAGAUUAAUUGUUCCCAUUUCACCACCAUUGCCAGGCCAACUAUUUGCGAGACAAAGAACCAAGAAAUUUGGGGCAUCAAAUGCCGACUGUCACUGCACAGGCCCAGUUGUCUCUGAAGUGCUCACUGCAAGAUGCCUCCCUGUUCUCUGGAACUGGGAAAGCAGAUAGGAAGUCCAAAUGCAGGAGCCCUCAACUCCUUUCAUUCUCAGUGUUUCUUGUACCUUAGCUCUGCAGGCAUCUUGGCGCGAGAGAACAAUUUGAGAGAAAGCCGUGAAGUUGUGCUGUUUUGAAGGUGAUGGUAAACAUUGACCAGGCUGUUGCUUUAAAUUUUUAAAUUGUGGGUCUUAAAAUAUUUUAGAAGACUGAGCCUGUCAUUUUCAAGGCCCCUUCAGGAGCAACACUUGAGCCACCUCUCCCAAGUGCCCUUCUUAUUCAAUCUAUCUAGAAUCAAGCUGAAAAUCAAUGCUAACAAUUAGUUUUCAUAGCUUAGAGUAGCUUAACUUUUUUUUUCUAUUUAAUUUUCCAGUAUUGUUUUUAAUUCUGUAUAAGACAUCGAUUGAACAAUAAGCUACUUGUAUUAUGAGCGGAGCAGCAUGGGAAUCACUGUGUAGUCGCAUUCGACACAAUCUCUUCUGGGGAAAGAAAAAGGAAAUACUACAUUUCAGCCUUGACUUUGGAUUUGGAAUUAGGAUCAUGUGAACACAUGGAAAGCAAAACAAAAUAGGUACAGAAUCAGUGUAGAGUUUGAAAGCUCAAGAGUUAAUAUUUUUAGUGACAUUAUUUCAUUUAUCUAAAGUCCAAAAGGUAAUUUCCCCAGUUAUAAAUUAAGGAAAUAUUUUGUUGUGCUAACUUUAUGAUCAAAUUAUGUUAAUAUGGGUUCUUUAGCUUUUAUGAGGCUUGCUUUGUUUUAGAACGGUGCUAUUAACCAAUCAGUCUUUAUUCUUGAAAUGUCAGCUAUAAGGCUAGUGGGAAAAUGCCUCCUGUUUUCUUUAUGGCUGAAGUUCUUGAGGUUACUUUUAUAUUACUCUGGAAUCAAGUAUUUUAACAUUUUAGAAAUUCUCACAACAGUGGUUUGAAACACAUUUUAUAACGUUACUUGGCCUAAAGUGUCCACAGAGGAACUCUAGGUCCCUUCUUGCCAGAAACGCACACUCGAGGAUUGGUUCGUGUAGUUUCAGAGCAAUGAGCACUACCUGCCCCAAUAGAAGAGCUAGGACUCGGGUGCUGAUCUUUUUGACAGCCAUGGUGCUUAUUUAAAAAAAAAAAAAUGUUAACCCAAAACUGACACAUAGCAAAAAGAUUAAAUGAUGCUUAAAAAAUCAACAUGUUAGUUUCCUGCUUACAUUGAUGACAUCCCCAUUAUUUUGAAAAUGGAACAAGAAACACCCACACUCAUUCCUGUUACAUUAACUUUAUCUUUUUCUUAAAAUCUUAUUCUUGAAAUGUUAGCAAUUGGAUGAAGUACCCUUAUCCGUUCAGCUCUACGGACUGUUUCAGAGCAGUGUUACGCAGGAAAGGAUUAUGUAUCAGUUCUUAGUAGUGAAAGGUGCUCAGUACUACUUGAAAUGACUGUUUACAGGUCAGUGAUAAAGGGCCCGUGAUCCACGUGGAAUGUGACUUCCAGAGGCCCUCAAACACACAGUACUUCUUACCUCAAGUCCAGCCAUACGCUGUUAUUGCUAAAAUAUAAUCUGUAUUUUUAUAUGCAAUUUCUACUUUUAUAGAUUCGUUUUAAAAUAAAGCACAUUUUUAUAAAAUUGA